This is a messenger RNA of Sitodiplosis mosellana (orange wheat blossom midge), 1212 nucleotides long. RefSeq lists its product as uncharacterized. The transcript has 3 exons. The record is from RefSeq and is a predicted model, not a curated record. Lineage: Eukaryota; Metazoa; Arthropoda; Insecta; Diptera; Cecidomyiidae. The coding region runs from base 171 to 716 and encodes 181 amino acids. Gene Ontology annotation, molecular function: CD27 receptor binding. Gene Ontology annotation, biological process: extrinsic apoptotic signaling pathway.
UGCUGUCAGUUUGACUAUGCGUCUGUUCGGCCGGUGGUAAAAACACAACUUUCCACUAAAAUUUUGAUUGAUUCAAAGCUGACGUUAGAACUGGUUCAACAUUUCAACGAUAGACUAAAAGAUUGACUAAAGUACAAAUCGAGAACCAAUUGAAAAAAAAAUCUAUUGAAAUGGCUUUGAGCGUGAGUCGUAAGCGAACCCGUUCGGAAACCGAAUUUGAUCAUAUGGUUCAAUCGAAACAGUUUAUCAACGAGCAAACAGUUAACAUGAAUAAUCAAACGAAAAUGAAAGAAAUUCAUGAUAAAACCAUCCGGAUGUUAUUCCAAAAUGCGAAUCCAAAAUCAAUUGAAAAGGCAAACAAUAACAACAAUGAAAUUGAAAUGACCCCAGUUCAGCAGCCAAUGUCAAAGUGGCAACAAUUCGGUGAUAAUAUUUGCCUUAUGGGCGAUGGUCAAAUCAACUACAUCGAUGCAAGCUCAAAGUAUGCCGCCGAAACGGUGUCACGUCGAUGUCGCUUUUGCGCCAAACCAUCGGCUAUUCAAGCCACCGAUUGCAUCAAUUGUAACUUGGAAAUUUGCGAAUUUUGUGGUAUUUCGUGCAUCCAGUGCAAUGCACCGCUCUGCAUGAGCUGCGUUCAACUAUUCGGAUGCUGCGAUAAUUCGGUCGACAUGAAUGCGUGCUGCGAACGUUGCAAACAAAUCUACAGCAUUCAAUAACAACGCAAAGCGACUCAAUGAUAAAAAAAAGUGCAAUCAAACCACAAUACACCUCGUACUGAAUACUCUGUUACUAUUGAUCUGGCGGUCUCACACUUUUUUCUUGCCAAGAUGGUGUUAUCAAAAUUGACAUGGGCGUUCAUUCGAUGCUAACAGAGUGAAAAAUAAUAAUAACAACAACAACAACUCUAUAUUAAAAAAAACUCUACUUUUGUACCUCAAAAUCCAUAAAUCGAUCCAAUGUGAUUAUUAUGCGUGUUUUAUGUCAGUUUAAUCAAUAUGUAAUUUGUAUUUUAAGGGAAAAAAAAUGUAUAUUUGGUAAAUUUAGUAAGGAUAAUUUGACUCAAGAGAUAAUGCUUAGAAAGGGAAAAUAUUUUUUAGAGAAACAAUAAAAUUGUAAAAUAAAAGAGAUUUGGAGAGAAAAUUGUAGAACAAAAUAAAAGAACACAAUGUUCAAAAGUCAAUGGCCAAAUAAAUGAUACUUUCGAAUAUUUCA